Molecule: messenger RNA, 651 nt
Organism: Arachis stenosperma
Lineage: Eukaryota; Viridiplantae; Streptophyta; Magnoliopsida; Fabales; Fabaceae
Product: cytochrome c oxidase subunit 6a, mitochondrial
Exons: 4
Coding region: 104-403 (99 amino acids)
Biological process (GO): mitochondrial electron transport, cytochrome c to oxygen
Cellular component (GO): mitochondrial inner membrane
Molecular function (GO): enzyme regulator activity
Source: RefSeq, a predicted model, not a curated record
AAACCCCCAAUAUAAGAAGUUUCGGAGUGGUACUCGGGAGUCGGGAGGAUACCGUGAAAACACACAGACCGAAAGACAAGAGAAAGAGUCAAGCAGUAAACGAAUGGCGACGGCGCUAGUCCGAUCUGGUCUUCUUCGAACCGCCCUACGCGGUGGUGCUCGUAACCCCGCUGCACCUAAGCGAAACUUCGCUUCCUCUGCUCAUCACGAUGAUGCAUAUGAGACGGCCAAGUGGGAGAAGAUUACAUAUCUAGGCAUUGCUACAUGCACUGUUUUGGCCAUUUAUAACCUGUCAAAGGGACACCCACACCAUGACGAACCCCCUGCAUACCCAUAUAUGCAUAUCCGCAAUAAAGAAUUCCCAUGGGGUCCCGAUGGUCUAUUUGAAAGGAAGCACCACUAGGAAUAUUGGUGGCUUUUGUGGCUGUGAUGGAGCCCUUUUGUCAUAGUUUAAGAAACACUGAUAGUCGCAAUUUCUUAUUGUUUGUUGAAAUGUGAUCUAGAAGAUGCACUUGGCAAGGUGGUUUUUCUCAUGCUUUUAUCCCGUGUUUGUUCCUAAGAUUGUAAGCAAAAUAAAUUCGGCAAACAAUUCGAUCCUUAUUUUUAUACCAACUCUUGUUAAGCUGAAAAGAAAAUUGUGUUAAAUUUUUA